Dalotia coriaria is the source of this 2241-nucleotide messenger RNA. RefSeq lists its product as uncharacterized. The transcript has a single exon. Gene Ontology annotation, cellular component: chromosome; nucleus. Gene Ontology annotation, biological process: regulation of mitotic nuclear division; regulation of chromosome segregation. The record is from RefSeq and is a predicted model, not a curated record. Bases 1 to 2241 code for a protein of 746 amino acids. Lineage: Eukaryota; Metazoa; Arthropoda; Insecta; Coleoptera; Staphylinidae.
AUGGAAGAUAAUGUAUUUAAGACGCCGCAGCUGUUACCGAAAACACCAGCCAGAUCAGUUAAAAAGUCUGAGAAAAAGGCUAGCAUGGUGGAAAUGGAAUCGAACGAAUCUGAUACAAAUGAAGCUGAAUCUGAAGUAGUAGUUAAAAAGUCGAAACGAAAUCAAAAGGAACCUAAGAAUGAUUUAACAAGCCCCAAGGGUUUGAAACGGUUGCUUGCCACACCCAAAGUAAUGAAAGGUCCUAAGAACGAUUUGAGCGAUCCGAAGGGUGUUAAACAACUGCUAGCUACGCCUAAGGUAACAAAAGAACCUAAGAAUGAUUUGACCAGUCCAAAAGGUUUGAAAAAAUUGCUUAAGACACCAAAACCACAGAAGCAGCCUAAAAACGAUUUGUCUAAUCCCCAAGGAUUGAAACAGUUGUGGGCAACGCCUAAAAUUACCAAGGGUCCUAAAAAUGAUCUCUCUGAUGUGGAGGGAGUUGCUGAAUUAAUGGCAUCUCCUGAAGAAACCAAGCCUACACGCAAAUCAAAACGUGAUGUAGAAAAUGAUGAGGAUAUUGAAGAACAAGUUCAAUCGUCAAAGAAGGGUAGAUCUACACGAACAACCAGAAAGAAGGCUGCUGAAGUUGAUACACCUGCUACUGCAACAGCAGAUGAAGAAGUUUCCGCGAAAAAGAGCAAGCGUAGUCGCAGAAAUGCUAAAUCUGAAGAUGUUGCACCAGUAGAAGAAGUGGAAGAAACUCCAAAACAGAGCACACGAACGAGAAGGGGAGCUAAAAAUACUUCUGAAGCCAAGGAAACAACUAGCACUCGAAAACGUCGGGCGGAAUCUACCUCUGAAACUGAAUCUGUUGCAGACCCUGAGCCUGAACAGGAAGUAGUGACAGAAAGCAAGUCUACUACUCGUGGUCGUCGGGGUAAGGCUGCUCAGAAGGAAGUUGCCGAGACGGACACUGAACCGGAACCUGCUAAGAAAGUAAAAGCGACUACCAGAAGUCGUAGAGGUAAGGCAGUUGAAAUGGAAGUUGUGGAAAGUGAAAAUGAAUCUGAAACUGUAGAGGAAUCUGAACCUGUUAAAGCAGUUCCUGUUAGUGCAAAGGGUCGUAAGGGUAAAGGAAAAGCAUCGAAAGAUGACGAAACUAAAGAUGAAUCUGUUGAUGAACCGGAGCCUGUUAAAGAAGUGAAAACUACAAGAAGUAAAAGAGGUCAGAAAACAUCACCAUCCAUUGAGGAAACCAAAAACGAAUCUGAUGACGAUGGGCCGGAGCCUGCUAAAAAAGUGAAAACUACUGCUAGAAGUAAAAGGGGACAGAAAACAUCACCAUCCAUUGAAGAAACCAAAAACCAAUCUGAUGCAGAUGAGCCGGAGCCUGUGAAAGCAGUGAAAGCGACAACCAGAACUAGAAGGGGUCAGAAAACUCCAACAUCCGCAGAGGAAUCAGUUGAGGAGGUCAAAGCAACUAGCAGAAGUCGUCGGGGAAAAGCAGCCAACAAAAAAGAAGAAUCUACAGAAGAAGUGGAAGCAGUGUCAGAAAAUGAACCAGAGGUCGAGGUUAAAACAACCAGUCGACGUGGCCGUAAAGUUACUGCUAAAAAAGAUGUAGAUGAAGAAGAAUCCACGCCUGCAAAGGUUGUUAAGAAAACAACGAAAAGUCAGAAGAAAAAUAAGGAAGCAGAAGCUGAUACUUCAGCAGAAGUACAAGAGAAACCUGUGCGGGGCAGCCGGACUCGCAAAGCAACCGAAACAAAAGAAGAUGACGAGUCAUCAGUUGUCCCUGAAGAAUCUGCAAAGAAAACAAAAGCACCUCGACGUGGAAAACAGAAAAUCCCAGACGUAGUAAUAGAAGCAGCCACACCGGUCAAACGUCGUCGUGGAGCCAAAGCAGAAACCACUGAAGAAACAUCACCACAAGUUGAAGAAGAACCCACUAAGAAGUCAUCAACAAAACGAACAUCUCCCGCGGAAACAAAAGCAGCAACACCUGUGAAACGUAGUAAACGAGGCAAAGUUGAAUCAACACCAACUUCAGGAGAGGAAGAAGUUGUACAAAUUAAAACCAGACAAGUGAAGGGUGUCAAAACUACCACUGUUAAGGUGAGCAAGAAGGUAGGGUUUGCUGCUGAUAGUAAAACUAUGACACUGACCCCAGAACCACGAUAUUCUAAGCGCAGACUUAGAUCCGAAGACGAACUGAACACAUCUGAUUCAAUUCCAAUGAAGAAGGCGCGAGCUCGCAACUAA